Messenger RNA from Uloborus diversus, 1006 nucleotides. Its product is annotated as coiled-coil domain-containing protein 115-like. Gene Ontology annotation, biological process: vacuolar proton-transporting V-type ATPase complex assembly. Lineage: Eukaryota; Metazoa; Arthropoda; Arachnida; Araneae; Uloboridae. The transcript has a single exon. The record is from RefSeq and is a predicted model, not a curated record. Gene Ontology annotation, cellular component: extrinsic component of endoplasmic reticulum membrane. The coding region runs from base 68 to 625 and encodes 185 amino acids.
UCUGCUGAGGAGAAAUUAUCAAUUUGUGAAAAGCUAGAUGAUUUAAGCCUUAUGUAUUUUAAAAACAAUGAAAAGUAUCAUUUCAGAAAGAUUAGAUUUAGAUAAACAUUUACAAGAAGGUUAUAUUGACAUGGCUAAGUCGCGUUACUUAAUGCGAGGUCAGGAAAUUAGUAUUCUCCAAGUAAACGAAUCUAAUCUGCUAGCAACAAGAAAAGUUGUUUCUUCAGUUGUAAAAGAGGAGGGAAGAGAGUUCAUUAGUUUUACACUCUCUGAAGUUUUACCAAGUGAUGAUAAUGGCAAUGCAGAAAAUCUUAGAUUCAGACAUUCCAAGAAAGGGAAAAAUGAAAAUGAAUUGACACAAGAUUUUAAAGAAUUAUCUUUAAGUAACGAAGAUGUGUCGUCAUCAUUGCAUGAAAGUACCAAUGCAUCUGUUCCCAAUGUUGUUGAUCCAUUGCAUUGGUUUGGAAUAUUGGUUCCAAGAGAAUUCAGAAACUGUAAAACAAAGUUUCAAGAAUCCAUCGGUACUGCCAUAAAAAUUGUGACAUUGCAAAAUGAACUGAAAGCUCUGUGCAGUUCUUACCGCAGUCUUCGACUACAAAAGAAAGCUUUACAUAAUGGCACGUAAUUAAUUCUAAGAAUUUUCUUUUAAAUAUGUGAAAUAUAUUACAUAGUGGUUAAUUUAUGUCUGUAUGUUUAAACACUCUAACUGUUAGAGUUGGAAUUCUAAUUAUCAGAAUUUAUUUUCGAACAAAGUGCAAUUUCUCUUGCAAAAUUAAUGUAAGCUAUACUUCAAAGAUGCUUGUUCUCAAAGAAUUAUUGCAUAUUACAGCAUAUUUUUUAUGUGAACAGCAUAUAUUGUUUAUCAAAGGAGGAAAGGGUGAAAAGUUUAAAUAGUUUCAAUAACUGAUAGUUUUUAUAGUCAAGAUUAUUAUUUAAUUUAUUCUGGUGAAUUUCCAUGGAUGUUACGUGGAUAAAUUUUUUGAUAUAUUUAACAUAAUUGAGUGUA